AUGUCGUCUCUCGCUGUUAUUACUUUCAAUAUUUUUUACAUGUUGAUUUUGUUGCUUCUUCUUCUUCUUCUUCUUCUUCUUCUUCUUCUUCUUCUUCUUCUUCUUCUUCUCCAUAUUGUUCAUAUUAUAACAGUGUUGACAGGUUACAUUUAUGUCAGUGUCGAUUUUCAACCGUCGCGUUUAUCUGUACCGGACCCCACCACACCCACAUUAGGUCCUUCAACCCUCUAUAUAACUCCCUCCUCUAUUAUAAGCCAAUUCUUCCUCCCUCUCCUUUUAUUCACUCCUUUUUUCUUUUUUUUCUUCUUUCCUUCAUUUGCCUCUCAGAUUUCCUUUGAAGAAAUUGAUUUUUCUUCAUUCUUUCCUUUCUUCCUUUCUUUCUUUUUUCUUUCUUUAAUCUUUCUAUUUUUUUUUUAUAAUUUCUUUCUUUCAUUUUCCUUUCUUACUUAUAUCUAUUUUCUUUCUCUCUUUCUUUUCUUUUUAAUUCAUUCGUUUUCCAUUCUUUCUUUCUUUCUUUCUUUCUUUCUUUCUUAUAUCAAUAUUCUUAUUUCUUAUUCAAUCUUUAUUUUUUAUUUCUUGCCUUUAGAACUUUUCUUCUUCCACCUUUUCAUUCCCUUACAAUUCUUUUCAUUUCUUUUCUUUUCAUCUUCACUUUUUCCUUUUUCUUAUGGCAUUUAUAUUUUUUCUCAUUAUCUCCUUUUCUUUCAUUUUUUUGUCGUUACUUGUUUUUCUAUCUCUUUUUAA
Molecule: messenger RNA, 744 nt
Organism: Acanthosepion pharaonis
Lineage: Eukaryota; Metazoa; Mollusca; Cephalopoda; Sepiida; Sepiidae
Source: the annotation of a GenBank genome assembly